Messenger RNA from Nematolebias whitei (Rio pearlfish), 1481 nucleotides. RefSeq names its product cytochrome c-type heme lyase. NCBI's taxonomy places the organism in Eukaryota, Metazoa, Chordata, Actinopteri, Cyprinodontiformes, Rivulidae. The record is from RefSeq and is a predicted model, not a curated record. Gene Ontology annotation, molecular function: holocytochrome-c synthase activity. Gene Ontology annotation, cellular component: mitochondrion. Gene Ontology annotation, biological process: cytochrome c-heme linkage. The transcript is spliced from 9 exons. The coding region runs from base 138 to 968 and encodes 276 amino acids.
GCGUACGUUCCGGUCCAUUUCGUUGACAUUGGGACCGAAGAGGAGAAGACGGAGUGUGACUUCUGUUAAUGGAACAUCUCACCUUCAGUGAACGUGAUGAUUCUGAGAGCUGACAAUCUUCUGAACUUGACAGCAGGAUGGGAGCCUCUGUGUCCACACCUGCUGCUGCCACUGUCCAGGCAGAGGCUGUGAUGGCCACGCCCCCUCAGAGCUGUCCAAUGCACCACCAAGCCCCACCCACAAAAGAGUGUCUCGUGAAGCAGACUGAGCCCGUCAAAGCAUCUCCUCCAUCAGAGUGUCCAAUGCACAGAGCCGAGGCGGGUCCGGCCCACCAGGACCGGGCCUAUGAGUUUGUGGAGUGUCCCAUGAAAGCUGCAGCGGACCUGAAGAGCGACAUCGAUCCAGCAAACAUGAUGCCUCCUCCAAACCAAACUCCAGCUCCAGACCAGCCCUUUGAACUGUCCAUUUCUAGACAAGAGUCCAACAUUCCCCGACACAACACGGACAAAAACUGGGUUUAUCCGUCGGAGCAGAUGUUCUGGAACGCUAUGCUGAGAAAAGGGUGGCGCUGGCGAGAUGACGACCUGGCUUCUAAUGACAUGAGCAACAUCAUUAAGAUCCACAACCAGAACAACGAGCAGGCCUGGCAGGAGAUCCUGAAGUGGGAAGCCCUGCACGCACGCGAGUGUCCAUGUGGACCCACACUCAAGAGGUUUGGUGGGAAGGCCAAAGAGUUCUCCCCCAGGGCCCGAUUCCGCCACUGGAUGGGGUACGAGCUGCCUUUCGACCGUCACGACUGGAUCGUGGACCGCUGUGGGAAGGAGGUGCGCUAUGUCAUCGACUACUACGACGGGGAGGUGGACAAAGACACGUUCCAGUUCUCCGUCCUGGACGUGCGUCCUGCGUUUGACUCCUUAAAUGCCGUGUGGGACCGCAUGAAGGUGGCCUGGUGGCGCUGGACCUCCUAACACGUGGGGAUCAGGACUCACAAAGACUGCAGAGUGUAGGUCUGCUGAAAGAUCAAACUACGCCUAAAAGAACCAAUAAACUGUAGCAGUUCUGGUUUCAGUCAUGGUUUGUCCUUCAGGUCACGUGACUGCUCCAUACGUUUCCUUGCAUCAGGUUUGAACAGCAUGAUGACGUCAUAGUGAUGUCAGAAACACGAGGCACCGUCACGGCGUGAAUCUGAGCUCAACAGUAACGGGUCUCAUGUGGUUCUAAAGGUUCUGACCGGGUGGAUGUUCAGGGUCAGACCUGAAAGAGGAAUUUAAACUCAGUCACUUCGUGUUCACUUUUAAUUUAUUGUUUCUCCAUGUGAGCACGCAGACUCCAUGUUUCUCAUCGUCAGUAAAGUCCUUUCACUCAUUUGUUGUUUGUUUGUUUUUAACUACAGUUUACACUGCAACGAUACUAAUAACCAGAAAUCUGUUUUUAUUAGUGAGACUUUUUAAACGUGUUUCUCAGAUCAAACUUGAUCCAGU